This is a messenger RNA of Notodromas monacha, 2058 nucleotides long. NCBI's taxonomy places the organism in Eukaryota, Metazoa, Arthropoda, Ostracoda, Podocopida, Cyprididae. The record is from the annotation of a GenBank genome assembly.
GAGAGAGAGAGAUAAAGAAAAAAGGAGGUGGGGUGAGCGAUUUUUCCCCGUAUUUUACUGCCAUUUUCUCUUUCAGGACACGAACGACGAGGCAGCGUAGAAACAAAUCCAGGUCCUUAAACUCAACCAACAUGAAACGUUCUUCUAUCACUAAAUGAACUCAGUAUCAGUGAAUUAUUUAGUUAGGAUUCAUCGCCUUAUUAUUUUCGGAAAGAAGUGAGAGUUGGGUGCGGCCAUUGACGAGCAGCAGCGUCCUCUGGUGCGUGUUUGUUGAGGAUGCUGUUGAGCAGGGCACCUCCAAAAGGACUGGUGGUUUUGGGCUUGAUCUGUUGUGUCAUCAUCAGAAGUUUGGCUCAGCAAAGUGAUGCAGGAUCAGUGGUACAUGAGGGCAAAGGCAUCCAAGGGGUCAACGCAAGUGACACUGGUACAAUAAGUUCUUGGACAGAGAAUUCAAACCAUGAACCUGUCGCCGUAAUUUAUGAGAAAGUCGUCAACAACAGCGAGUUCAUAUCACCAUCAAAUGGGGUGAAGCCGGAAUACUCCCUUUUCCUCAAGAACAACAGCAGACCAUUUUAUAGGAAAUUCGACAAAUUUGGAAAUGAGCAUACCAUCAGUCGUAAAAAAGAAAAUGGUGUCUCCGCACAACCGGAUAUGAGCUCUAUAAGAAAUGAGUUGCCGUUCAAUCGGACCACUCAAAGUGAUUUCAUGCUUACAUCAAUUCCCAUGGUCAAUCAAGUGCAGGGUUUGGCAAACAACAGUGAGAUGAAUGCAUCAACACAUGGUCAGAAAUGGAAUAAUAUGCGAUUGGUGCGAUUCGGCGGAAACUUUCGUGACACUCACAAUAAGGAAUGGACGAAACAUGGAAAGUUUCGGCAACACUUCGCUAUUAUUCAUGAAUCAUCACCUCCGAAACGAAUCCUCUCAUCAUCCGUGUUGAACCGCAGGGAUCUCAGAUUAUUUCAACGAGGAGAAGGUGAUGAAACUGAAGUGGAUCGACUCGAUAAUCUUCCGCAUAAGGACAUCAUCGUUCGUAGACUUCACGACUUGCCUCAAAUCUCAAUCCAGUCCGUAUCACGGCGUUUCGAGAAAAUCAGUCACGGACCCCCACACAGACAUCCACAACAGAGUCAUCUGCCAGUCAAAGACAUGGUCCAGGGCAUGAUGAACCCUCGGGAAAAAAUGGGCGUUAUCCCGGACCCAUCGUGGAACCCUACCAAAGUGCCAAUACCCGGCCCCGUUUCCCCCAGCAACAAACAAAUCCUCGUUCAACACACUCAGCAGCGGCAACAGCAGAAACCACAACUGCAGCAACAGCCCUUCAAAAACCCUAGAUUCAUGUGGCCAUCUCGAGGGAACCCGGGUUACGUUGGGUUAAAAUCCUACCGAGUCCCGCAGUUUAUGUUGGCCCAGUCCCCGGGCAACGUGAAUCGCAACCAGCAGCAAGUGCAGUUGCAGCAAAGGUCGAAGAUGCCCCAGGGCGUGCUUCAGCAACAGCGAAUUUCGCCUGCGAAUGACGUCAUCAAGAACUCGGUGGCAAAUAAUCAAUUGAUGAUGCCAAAUGUGCCGUUGAUUGCUGGCAAUCGCCCUUCGUCAUCACCGUCAGCAGCAGUGCAAAAUAUGAAACAGGUUCCAGUAGCACCUCCAACUGGUCCAGUGGCACCAAAAAUGAAUCCCUCUGUUGCUGUUAAUAUGAUUGCUGGUGUUUAUCCUGCACAAGCAACUGGACCCAAUAACAAAGAGCAACGAACCGAGGUCAAGGGCGUCCGAAUGAUUCCCAAUAUCCAACAAUUCCCUCCGAAGCGGCAGGAAGGAAUGUCUAAUCAGACGCACCCGAAAGUUUCCGAAGAUCGAAAAGAUGCAGUCAUUCCGCUCAAAACCCCGCUCGUCAAUCCGUUCAUCGUCACUUCGCAAUUGUUUCCCGACGACGACAAGGACAAUGGCGAGGGCAUGUCCUUGCCUUACGAGCGUCUGGAUUCCCCGUUUGCGGAGGCGGCGAAAGCUGUCAAUCAGGACCUGGUGCAACAAGUCCAGGAACUUCAUCAACGCCUCAAAAAGUGA